GCAACCAUUAGAAGGAAUUAUUUGUAAAGUGAUCGGUGGAACUACGUUCUUCGCUCUCGGAUGUAACAUAACUAUAGCAGGAUCAUUGGCUUUUGUAACUUACCUUCGUAUAUGUAAAAAAUGUAAUGUCAACUUGGGAAAGUACGAUUAUAGGCUGUUUCUUUCCAUUGCAUUAUUUAAUAUUGGAUUUACCAUUCUUGCAAUUCCAUCCCUUGGCCCUGCUAAAUAUUGGUGUAUUACUGGACAAAAUCCAAUAAUAUCGCUAUUAAUAGUUACUUUAAAUUGCACAAUAUUUAUGAUUACUCUAAUCUGCUACAUUAUGACUUUGCGAGAAAUAAACAAACGGCAGAAACUUAUUAAACAAUAUUCUCUCUCAGCUUCUAAAGUCAAUUGGAUAGAAAUAAUGGCUACAAGAAAAAUUAUUGGUUAUAUUUUAAUUUAUCUCAUGCAGUGGACGCCCGUGGCGAUUUAUGUUGCCGGAUUAAUGUUUAAUGUAUGCACAAUACCAGUAAUAACAAUAAACAUGGGCGGUGCAGCAAACAUGGUUGCAUAUAUUAUAAACGAAAAAUGGCGCGAUGAUUAUAAAUCUAGCUUAGACAUGUCCUCUUCGUAUAAUACCGAAAGCAAAAAUAAUUCUAAUUACAAUAAUUUAUUGGCAUCUCAAAUAGAGAUUGAAGAGGUCAUUACUAUUGAAAUCAAGCAAGAUAUUAUUUCUAGUUCACCAGCAGAUGAAAUGUUCGGUAAUGUGACUGCUUUGAAAUGA
Dentiscutata heterogama is the source of this 763-nucleotide messenger RNA. The record is from the annotation of a GenBank genome assembly. NCBI's taxonomy places the organism in Eukaryota, Fungi, Glomeromycota, Glomeromycetes, Diversisporales, Gigasporaceae.